AUGAACGACAAACCGCUCAAACAUCAGCUUGGAAACCGACUUAACAUCCUUAAUGGGGUUAUCUUGUCCAUGAAUGCUAUGGUAAAAGUAGUUAAAGAAAGAAAGAAACAGAGCCAAAGGUUCAGAGUCAUUGAGAGUGUGAAAGCCAUGCGAAGCAUAACGCUCUCAUGGAGCGUUUUGAAGGCACACUAUUUGCCUUCAUCUCCUAAACCUUCAAAGUCUCGUAACACCCGUUUCUUUUCUUUCAACUCUUUCUCCAAGAACCACUCUUCGAAGCUCUCCCGUCGCAACCCAAGUCUCAUUUUUUCCAGGGGCUCCAGAAAGUGGUGUGACAACAGAAGUGAGGAGUGGUUUGGGCGCUCUCUACAGACAGUGUUAGAAAAUCAGGAUGUCCUUGAAGUUAGGCACACUGAUUGCAAGAAUUGCUGUGCGACCAGAGAGUCACUUCACAGCCUGGAUCAUUCUUUUUUUUCAGAUGACUUGCACAUAAAGAAUAGCUCGAGAAGGGAUUAUCAAAUAGCUGCAGAUAUCAUUAAUUGUUGUUCAUCAUUUGGUGGCAUCAUGAAGUUUAUGAUUUUAUUUGGGUUGUUAACACUUCAAGGAUCUCAACCAGCAGUUGCUGGUACAGAUUUUGGCAGUGGGUUGCAGUCCAUUCCUUAUAUUGGGGACCUUGGUGAUAUUAGCACAGGUUUUGCUUCAGCAUUCUUGCUCAUCUUCUUUUCAGAACUGGGAGAUAAGACCUUUUUCAUUGCGGCACUUUUAGCUGCUAGGAAUUCUGCUGCAACUGUUUUCAUUGGAACCUUUGGUGCACUUGCGGCAAUGACUGUCAUAUCCGUCAUUCUUGGAAGAACUUUUCACUAUGUUGAUGAAAUCCUUCCCUUCAGGUUUGGUGAGACUGAUCUGCCCAUUGAUGACAUUGCUGCAGUUUUCCUUUUGGUCUAUUUUGGUGUUUCAACAUUGCUUGAUGCCAGCUCAAGUGAUGGUCUAAAAGCAGAAGAUGAACAAAAGGAGGCAGAGCUAGCAGUGUCAGAAUUUUCAGGAAACGGUGCUGGAAUUUUAGCUGCUGCAAACACCAUUAUUAGCACCUUCAUCCUAGUUUUUGUUGCUGAAUGGGGUGAUAAAUCAUUUUUCUCCACAAUAGCACUUGCCGCAGCCUCUUCGCCUCUUGGAGUCAUUGGGGGAGCAUUGGCUGGUCAUGGUGUUGCAACUUUGCUUGCUGUGCUUGGUGGUUCUUUACUAGGGACAUUCUUAUCGGAGAAGGCAAUAGCCUAUGUUGGAGGUGUUCUUUUUCUUGUCUUCGCCGCGGUUACAUUGGGGGAGAUAGUGAGUUAGAAGCUUAGAUAAUUGGUACAUCAAGUCUUAUUGAAUAGUGGUUUCAAGUAUUUUUGUGUGCUGUGUGUAUAAUACUUUACAAGUCUUACUUUUAAUGUAUUGGUAUAAUAUUAAAUUGUAGCAAAACCCUGAUAUGUUAAGUUGAAUGAAUCAAGUGGGUGGUUGUAUUUGA
Messenger RNA from Pistacia vera, 1504 nucleotides. Its product is annotated as GDT1-like protein 1, chloroplastic. Gene Ontology annotation, biological process: Golgi calcium ion transport; Golgi calcium ion homeostasis; manganese ion transmembrane transport. The record is from RefSeq and is a predicted model, not a curated record. The transcript has 13 exons. Gene Ontology annotation, molecular function: manganese ion transmembrane transporter activity; calcium ion transmembrane transporter activity. NCBI's taxonomy places the organism in Eukaryota, Viridiplantae, Streptophyta, Magnoliopsida, Sapindales, Anacardiaceae. Bases 1 to 1332 code for a protein of 443 amino acids. Gene Ontology annotation, cellular component: chloroplast thylakoid membrane; Golgi apparatus.